Molecule: messenger RNA, 4173 nt
Organism: Anopheles arabiensis
Lineage: Eukaryota; Metazoa; Arthropoda; Insecta; Diptera; Culicidae
Gene: bbx
Exons: 6
Coding region: 352-2166 (604 amino acids)
Biological process (GO): regulation of transcription by RNA polymerase II
Cellular component (GO): nucleus
Molecular function (GO): DNA-binding transcription factor activity, RNA polymerase II-specific; RNA polymerase II transcription regulatory region sequence-specific DNA binding
Source: RefSeq, a predicted model, not a curated record
CAGCGGCGAAAAUUUCGUCCAAGUGCAGUGGUGUCGCGGUUGGCGCUGCAUCGUUAUUGUUCAACCAGCGCUCUGGCCAUCAGCACUUCGGCACGGUUUGGUGGUGCUUUCGUUCCCGAGUGUGUGUGGUGCGUGACAUCCAUUUAUUCUGAGUGACGAGUGCGUGUGGAAAUCGUGCAGUGUUGUUUUUGAUGGAAAACUGUUACUUCUUGACCACCUUCUGUCACUGGUUCCAGCGUACAAGCUAUUUAUUUCAGAAAAUUGUAUAUUUUUACAUCGUUUCUACACAGCGGAUUGGAACAAUUGGUAGUACAAUAAAUCUAUAAAUCUUAUAUCGACACGAUACAAGCCAUGAUACAAAACAGUGCCUACGGGAAUCCGAUGCUGGAUGGUGCGUCGGCAUUUCCCGAUAUCUACAUCCAACAUCAAUCUUCAGAUAAGCCGGAUGGGCCACCACCGAGCAAUAACAAUAUUGCAAACUACACCAACCGAAACAGUGGCUACCCUUACCAGACGUGCGUUGCACCAGCACCGGCACGUCCACUCGUUGCACGUGAAAGCUGUGUUCGCGCCGAGAUCGUAAAAGAUACACAGGAUUUGGCUGUGGAAUUCCGGCAACUUUCGCACAAUGUCCCAAUCAAGACUGAGCAUUGCAUUGCAAACAACGUGGGUCAGGACAUGGCCACCAACGAGACUGGCGGAGAAUUGGGCAUUACUACAGCUAGGCCGAAGGCUUCGGAGCAAAUGCUUCAGACUGUCGACCAAAAGCCUUACGAAGCGUUUACGCACCAGAGCAUCACGUACGUACAAACGCCGGCCGCUGCUGGGGAGGAGCGAGAGCCCGAAGACGAGCAGGACGUUGGCGCCAAAGCAUCGCCCAAGAAGGAGCAACGCCGUCCAAUGAAUGCGUUCCUGAUCUUCUGCAAACGGCAUCGAACGAUGCUGAAGAAUCGUUUUCCGGAAGAGAAUCGGGCCAUCUCGAUCAAACUUGGCAAAUGGUGGCGGAUGCUUACUACGGAGCAGAAGAAACCAUUCCAGCUACUGUCGAAGGAGUACAAAAACAAGUAUUUAUCGCUCAAUCCGAACUUUCGGUGGUGCAAGCAACCAAUGGUUCCGGCAACACCAUCUACACCAUCACCAUUAGUCGCCUUGGCACCGAAUCCUACCAAUGGACUAUCCUUAGCGGCGGUCCGACCUGAACCAUCCUUCGUGCAGGACAACCGAGAGAGUCUGGAGGCAGCCGAAAGCUUAGUCCAGCUAGCUCAGGGCAAACCCCUGCUGAGCGUGUUUCGGCUGGCAGACGAGUCCAAUAUGGGAAGUCUGAAUGCGCUGUGUGUUGGUCCGAAUGUCGGAUCCAGAGCAGAUAACAAAGAACCCACAUGGAAGCCACCGAAAGCAACGCUAACAGUCGACAGAGAAUUGCCUGCACCGACCCCGUCCAUCAGCGGUAAUGCCGUAGCAGAGCCAUUCGUUGCCGAAGGACGCAGCUCACCGCGUGCUACACGUUCCUGUAAGGGUAAAAAGUACCAAGAACUGAUGAGCCGGAUGUAUCCGAAUGCACAUGCACCGCAGACGAAGCGUUCUCCUGGUGCAAGAAUGCAAAAGGAUAACCAAAAAUUCCCGAAACCGGCUACAGUUGCUGCUGGUGGUGAGGAUCAAACCGGUUUCUUGUAUAGCAACACGGCCAUGCCAGAACUGGAUCCGCUCGCCAUAGACGCACUGAUGAUGGAGCUGGAUUCAAAAAUAUCGGAUUUGCCUGCGAUGAAUGUGGGCGAUUUUUGCAUCCUGUUAAACAGCGAAAAGAAGCGCAAGAAAUCAUUCACUAAAUUGCCGAAACAGAAGCUGUUCCUUAUCAGAGAGGAGCAGCCAUCGACAGCUGCUUCGGUAACAGCUAGUGGAGUAGUGCUACAGUCCUGUAAUUCCACAAACGGAGUGGCUCCACCGAUCGCUACAAUAACGCAACCGGCCACUAAUGGAGUGGAUGACUCUGUAAGGCCUGUGGUUCAUCCUGGCCCUCCUAAAAUCGUAGGUUGUCGCAAACGAAAAGCACCUAAGGAAUGCAUUACCCGUAAUCCUCGCCCGUCGGUGGUCGAACGAGAGGUUGGGUGUGGGCUUGAUCCGAGAAAGGAUGACACCACCUGCCACGACCGUACCGGUUCAGCAUAGAACAAGCUUCGGACGUUCCAUUAAGGAUCAGUUGGCGAACACACGCCAAGCAUUGAUCUCAUAACAGAAGCUCCUCUUAUCAUCACCUUGCCCCGUCCCUUCCGUCGCACUCUCUCCUUUUGCCCUACACACCGGAUAUAUAAAAAAAACUAUAUUUUUCUUAACGUUAACGUAAACCUUCGAGCAAGCUUUCGAGCUUUGCCGCUUUUUUAUUACGAUUAUAGCCACUGGCGACAUACUAUCAGCACAAAUUGUAAAUCUAAACCUAUCUCAUCUCAUCUACGAAUGUAAAUCUGAACAGUGCAUCGCCAGAACUACUGUCUGGCGUUAUGUCGUGCAGUACAAAGAUUGCCAGUCCAUCCACAGGAUACAUUUGAUUUAAGGAUAACAUUGCUUGUUCGGGCAAUUUUGUUUCUUUCCCUUACUCAUGUAAUGGUAUGUGAUUGUGGUAGGAAAGUGCAAGAGGAAGCAGGAAAAAUACUAUUUAAUUUUAGUGCAUUUUUGCAGGAGUUAGAAGAUAGGCUACCACCAUUGCAGUAGUACAACGGUAAGCAAAGACAAGUCAUGAAGCAACAUACCAAACUGGAUUCUAGUUGGAAGCAUGUCGUAUCUGAGUAUCCAAAGGUAGUGAAUCAAAAGCACACAAGCGUUAGAUUAUCAAUACAUUAAUUAAUCUUUUUAAAAAAUACGUACGAUGUGCGCGCAAUUGACAGUAGACUGUUAAGUUUUAAAUGUUAUUGCAAUAAUAGCUUAAUGUAUUUUGCGUUGUUUUUUUUUUAGCUACUCAGUCACUGCUGCCAUGGUCCGCAUGGAAAAAAGGAACCACGGCCGGGAUUGUCUACCAUUAGGAUCGGUUUAUGUUUUGUUUGGUCAUCAAACCUAAAAUUCCAUUAACUUCCAAUUAAUUCCAUUGACACGCACCGUCAGUUUCACAUGAUUUCGUUACCCACAUAACUUAACACCUUUUUGGACUAUAGGAUGUUUAUCAAUCAGCAGUUUUACGGGUUAAAAACAUACAGUGAAUGAAUGGUGGCGAGAUGGGAACGAAUGUGCUUGAGCCGUUUUGGCUCGCUUCUGUUUGAAUUGCUUCCGUAUGUGCCUUUCAAUAUUAUUAGUGUUUAAUUUGCCAACAUAUAAGUUUCCAUACACUGCUAGCUUUGUUUAUCUUUGUUUUUUACCGUAAAAAUCAUAUAAAACAACUAUAUAAUUAAUAUAACUCUACCUUUUCAAUGCUACUGAGCAGCAAACUCGAACGACGAUCGUGAGGAAUGCUUUCGAAUCAAGCGUAAACACCGCAAAAGGUGUUCGUUUCUUAUCUUUUAUUGUUCACACUGUUUAGUCGAUAAUUUGUAAUUGUAUCGAUAAAUUAUUCAACGUAUUCUUUUCUUUUACAUAUUUUCAUUAGUUUGUUGCAGCUUCUUCACAAUUAUUUAUAUGUUAUUUUCUUUGCUGCUAUACGCAUCAUUGCCAUAAGACACGGUGCAAUGUGGUUUCAGAUAAAGUUUGCCACCAAUAGUCAGGCAGGAUACAUCACCUAUCAAGCGUGUGAUAACCUGCUUCUUAGAGUAAGGUUCUAUAUAAAGAAAAACAUACACAAACUGCGGUGUAAAAUACCGUUCAAUUGAAAGUAGUGUCAUCAUGUCCGUUACCAGUUUUCUAUUGGAUAUCUUCAAAUGUUGAUGUUGUUCUUGUUUUGCUCACAGUAAAGCGGUAAAAUUUUGUUUGAUUGUUGCGUGGAUUUAAGCUGAGUUGGAUCGUUAUUACCAGUUACUGUGUUAAUGACAAUGUGAAGCGUCAUAAGAGGAGAAAAUACAAAAAAAAAACAAACAGUUAAUACAAAAUCAUUCGAACAAUUAAGGUAACAAAACAGAAAAGACCCCCGAUUCGAUGGAAACGAAUGAAAGUGAGGACCAAACUUAAAGAUGAGAAACAUGGGUUUAAAAAUCGAUGUAAGGCACCAAGCAUGAUAGACUGUUGGGUAGGCAAACAAUAAAAACAUAUAUAUAU